CACAGCAGUUUGAGUGUCUGCUGAAUUUGUCCAUUUGAAAUCCCACAGGAUUGCCACAGGCUGCUGAAUCGAAGUUCAGGCUCUCACUCAGAUGAGAUUCGAGAUGAUGCUGAGUGAUGAUGGGAAAAAUCUGGAUCUCUCCAUGCUAACAGAUGACGAAGCCAAGCAUGUCUGGCAGGUUAUCCAGAGAGACUUCCAUCUGCGAAAGAAAGAAGAGGACAGACUAGGGAAGCUAAAGACCAAAAUAUUGAAAGAGGAUACAAAAAGAGAGCUGCUGGAAUAUCAGCCUAAACUCAGCGAUUCUCUCUGCAUUCGCUGUCUGCAGCCCUUCAAAUUACUUGUCAACAGCAAGCGCCAAUGCCUGGACUGCAAGCUCUUUGUCUGCAAGUCCUGCAGUCAUUUUAACAAGAAGGAAAGUGGUUGGGUGUGUGAUCCAUGUCACAUGGCCAGAGUCCUCAAGAUUGGCACAUUGGAAUGGUUUCAUGAGAAUGUACGCUCUCGCUUCAAACGUUUCGGCAGUGCAAAGGUCAUAAAUUCGCUUUUCAAGCGGCUAAACAAUGAUCGUGCCUACUCUCAAACUGACUUCAGAGAGCCUCAAGACGAUGACACGCACAGCAUGCCUGAAGUGCACAUUGGUUCCCUGUAUAGCCAGGAGGAUGAGCAAUCUGAGGGGCGAGACAGACCGCACUUCAACCUGACCAGAAGAGGCAGACGGCUGCUUCCAGCUGGUCCUCUUGAUUUUAAUCUUGGCGUUGAGAACUCUGUCUAUUCUCGGCCUCACUUCUUGCUGUAUUCAGGUAGCCAGGAGAAAAUAACCCAGAGAAAAGGCUCACUAACUGAAGAGGACUGGUCUACAACCUUCAAGCAGAUUCUGGAGAACGGAACUCAUGACAGAGGUCAUGAGAUGAAGGACAUGUUUCAAAUCAGCCAAAGAAUUCUGGACAAACCUUCUUAUUUUGAUGACUGCACACUGGACCUAGAGCAGAGGAUGACAAAAGCUUGUUCCCUGUCUAAGAUGAGCAUUUCCUCAGCUGGCAGUACUAACUAUCACCUCCACCGUGAGCUUUCCUACAGCCUGGACUCAGACGAUGAUGAUGAUUCUCAGAUGAAUGUCAUACCUGUAUACAGUCCAUUCCUACAGAGGGAGCCCUCACCAGAUGAGGUUCCCACACAAAUUAUUGAGCUAAAUAAGCGCAUGUCAGCAAUUGAGACACUUCUCAGCCGUUUGGAGCAGAAAAUUACAGUUCCAGUAACUGGGGGAUCAAUGGAACAGGUUGAGCAGAAGAAAGAGGAGGAUCUGUCUCCUGCUGACCUAGAGGAGCUUGAGCUCAGGAAAAAACUUGAUGAACUUACUGAAAAAAUAAGUGACAAGGGUCUGUCCUCUGAUGAGGAUGAUGCAACAAAAUCUUCAGAGGACUCUCCAAAUAAAGAAGCUGUUUAUCAGGCUACAGCUAUGAGAAGAACUUCAGCUGGAAUUGAGAAUGUCAGACAUGAGUGGCCACUGGAGGAUGAAUGUAAAGCAACGCCAGAUAUACAUAAAUUCCUCAAAAAGCAGAGGAGAGUGAGUUCCUUUGAACUUAGUAACACAACCAGCUGUGAGCUCUCGCAACUGGAGGGUAAAGUUGCAAUGGCAGCAGCCAGUGUCCAGAGCACUCAAAGCGGGGUUUCAGACAUUCAGAAAAGAAUCGCUGCUUUGAGUGCUGUGGGGAUGUCAGUGGAGACCUCCCGUCGAUGGGAGCUGGCAAUUAAGCAAGAUUUUUACGGAAGCUGAGCAUCAUGUGAAGAAAGCUUACGCCCUUUCAAAUAUUUUUAGUACCGUGAUGGAAUACAAACCCACAGAACAUUUAUACAUUUACACCAGGCAUAUAUCAUAUGACAGUUAAGAAAUGUUGUUGUUUGUGGACCGAACUCCCAUCUUUUUAAUAAGAUAUUGGUAACACUUUACAAUAAGGUUUCUUUUGUUAAAAUUAGUUAACAUUAGUUAAAAUGAACUAACACUGAACAAUAAUUUUACAGCAUUUAUUCAUCUUAAUGUUAAUUUCAACAUAUAGUAAUACAUUUUAAAAUCAAAAGUUACAUUAGUUAAUGCACUAUUAACUAACAUGAACUUACAAUGAACAAUUGCAUUUUAUUAACUAACAUUAACAAAGAUUAAUAAAUGCUGUAAAAAAUACAUUGUGCAUUGUUUGUUCAUAUCUAAUGCAUUGACUACUGUUAACGAAUGGAAACUUUUUGUAAAGUGUUACAGGUAUAUUUAAUAAUUGCUUUAAUUGCUUUCAGGAGAUUAUUCAGCUAAAAGGAGAGGCUCAUCUUUUAACAUGCGCUCUUUAUAUCCAUAGGACAGAAAAUGUGUCAAAAUAUCAAACGUGCAUAACAGAAGCUGGAUGUUUGUCUGUUUACAUAGCACAUACGCUGUUUAAAUACAAAAUAAAACUGAUUUAUAUCUAAUGAACUGGGUUAGGAUACAUUACAUAAAAUAUUGUAUUUGAUAUAUUUUUCAUAUACUUAUUUGUAUCUUCUCAUUAAAUAUCUAACACUACUCAGAUUUGUUAAUCUCAUUGUCCUGUGUCAGUGAUGUAUUAAAUCAAUAGCUCAGUUUCAGCACAAUUCUAACACACAUUCCAACAUUGUAAUUUGUGUAAGGAUAUUUUGUGUAUACAUGCAACCUGUAUACCACUCACCCUCCCCCAGAGGGGGUAUAAAUUUGUGUAUCAGGCUGAAGAAUCUCCAUAACCUCUGAGAAAGACUCAAACCUCUCAGUAGAUACUCAACCUUUCAUAUACUCAAGUUUAUGAGAAGAAUAUACACUGAAGACAUCAUCUGACAAAUUUCAGCCCUGAAGACACGACACACUUAUGCAUACUCUGAACUAAAGGAUCUUUUUAUCUGUCAUUUGUUGAUCACAGCAUUCAAUUCCAGGACGGGAACAGCUUACUAUUUUUUUCAGGUGGCACUUUGCUCACUCUCUGGUGCAAUACACUAAGUCAUGGCUGUAAAGCUGUGUGCUCUGCUUUGUAUUCUCAUGCUAUUAGUGAGUCUAUCCCAGCCAAAAUCUCAUGAUGAUCUACCAUUACGCUCAUCCGAGAUAAGAGGUGAAAUUUUCUUACUACAAAUAAAACUCUCUUGCCUUAAUUAUUAUAGUUUUAUAUUAAUGUUCUAUUAUGCCCUGCAGACCCAAAUAUUGAUGCCCUGUGGUAUAAAGUCAGAGGGAUACGGCCUGUUGGGAGAUUUGGCCGAAGGAUGGCACAAAGAGGGAAAGGAUCAUAUUUUGGAAAGCACAGGACCUGCUAUCCAGAGGUCCUGGCUGUGGACUGA
Molecule: messenger RNA, 3315 nt
Organism: Myxocyprinus asiaticus (Chinese sucker)
Lineage: Eukaryota; Metazoa; Chordata; Actinopteri; Cypriniformes; Catostomidae
Product: melanophilin-like
Exons: 15
Coding region: 92-1771 (559 amino acids)
Biological process (GO): intracellular protein transport
Cellular component (GO): cortical actin cytoskeleton
Molecular function (GO): small GTPase binding; actin binding; myosin binding
Source: RefSeq, a predicted model, not a curated record